AUGAAUAAUCUCGCGGGCGUUGUGGAUGUGAGAAUAGACCUUUAUCCAGAUACGCCAUUUGAGACGUUGGCGGAAACGCAUACCCAUUUAAGUUGUGAUGCGAACACGGUUCUUACUAUUAUAUCGGAGGUGACCUGGAAUCCUAGGAAGGCUCAGGAGGUUAUUGAACCUGGGGACGUGAAAUUGAGGGACAGACAAAUCCGAGAUGAGAAUGAUAGUCCGGGUGUUCUGAGGCGUUACAUGCUCAGCCUACUAACAUCCGGGUUGCGCCUCGCCGUAGCGGAACGAGUUUACGACCAAGUGCGAGCAAUAGUGGCGCAGUAUGCUGGUCCCAAAGAGUCGUCUCGAUUCAAGACUCUCCUUGCCUCCCGGAUGCUGCAGGUCUUCAUUGACGAACCUAGCCCUGACCCUCGUCGUUCUAACGACCCUAGGUGUAGUGGUCCUAACGACCCUGCCGACGGGAGGGCGAAGGUUGAAGAGGAGGUGCAAAAGGCGGAAGGAACAAGUAAAAAGGGACGGUUGAAGGACUUGCCCCGGUAUGUGGAAGGCCGCUUUCACGACGAGGGGCUCACAUACAUCGACCCUUCGGUACUGAGCCAGCCGGCGCGAACUCAGCGACUAUUGGCGCUGUACCCCUUGGACAUCGCCGAUCGGUAUGACGGUCGGAGGAGUGCCCGAGACCGUCUGGACUGGAGCUUAUUUCUGCACACGGACUCGGAGGAGGAGGACGACCACAUGCUUGGGGACGUAGAGCUCAUAGAUUCCGAGAGAAUACGGUCAGUGAAUAGGGAGGCUCUCCCUCUUCUGAGGGCAAUCGAACCGGGGGACGCGAGGCUUCCAGCUGCGGUGGAGAAGCGGUGGGAGCCCGAAGCGAAAAGGGCCCGGAGAGAUGUGGUGGUAGCGCCAUGCGACCGCAGCUUAAUAGAGCGCGAUGGCAGCUGGGUCUCGCGACGCGACGAUAAGGCAGCCAAGCGCAGGGAUCGGCGAGUGGCCGAUCUCCAACGAUUGGUGGACGAGCCUUUCGAACCCAAAUGCACGCGCCGCAUCACCCCGAAACAUGUGCACUGGAUGAGCGUCUCAUUCGCGCACUCCCUGCCACUCAUCACCGGCGACUCCGCCUUGAUCCGGGCACUGAAGCAACAACGCAUCCACCUAGACAAUAUCAAGGUUGCCUUCACACACCCUCCGCGCAGCCUGGUCGGACUUUGA
This is a messenger RNA of Gregarina niphandrodes, 1209 nucleotides long. RefSeq lists its product as hypothetical. The record is from RefSeq and is a predicted model, not a curated record. The transcript is spliced from 2 exons. Lineage: Eukaryota; Apicomplexa; Conoidasida; Eugregarinorida; Gregarinidae. The coding region runs from base 1 to 1209 and encodes 402 amino acids.